Messenger RNA from Hibiscus syriacus, 1095 nucleotides. Its product is annotated as fe(2+) transport protein 1-like. Gene Ontology annotation, cellular component: plasma membrane. The record is from RefSeq and is a predicted model, not a curated record. Bases 31 to 1095 code for a protein of 354 amino acids. NCBI's taxonomy places the organism in Eukaryota, Viridiplantae, Streptophyta, Magnoliopsida, Malvales, Malvaceae. The transcript has 3 exons. Gene Ontology annotation, molecular function: zinc ion transmembrane transporter activity. Gene Ontology annotation, biological process: zinc ion transmembrane transport.
CUUGUUAGUAAGGUGACUAAGAAAGGGUCGAUGGCUUCUUCUUCUUCACUUGUCAAGCUCUUCACCAUCUUCUUGAUUAUCAUUUCCAUCUUCACUCCUCGUGCACUUUCAGUAGUACCAGAGGAGUGCCGAGCAGAAACAAACAGCUGCACCAGCAAAAAGAGGGCCUUACCCCUCAAAAUCAUAGCCAUUUUCUCCAUAUUGAUCACUAGUAUUAUAGGUGUAAGUUCACCUCUAUUCACACGUUCGAUCCCGGCUCUUCAACCCGACAAGAGUUUGUUCGUGAUCGUCAAGUGUUUCGCGGCCGGAAUCAUUCUGGCGACGGGGUUCAUGCACGUGUUGCCGGAUUCUUUCGACAUGUUAUCGUCGAAUUGCUUGGACGAGAACCCGUGGCAUAAGUUUCCGUUUACAGGUUUCGUGGCAAUGUUAUCUGCAAUAGUGACUUUAAUGGUAGAUUCCAUGGCUACAUCCAUAUACAGCCGGAAAUGCACCGCCGGAGUUAACCCAGAAACCGGGGGAGGACAACAUGAUGCGGCUGUUGCGAAUGUUGGGCAAUUACAUGGCCAUCACCAUCAUCAUAAUCUAAAGCCAGCAGACGAUGCUGAUCAACAAUUGAUGCGUUAUCGUGUCAUUGCCAUGGUGUUGGAAUUGGGAAUUGUAGUUCACUCGGUGGUGAUAGGGCUUUCACUUGGAGCCUCAAACAACACAUGCAGCAUCAAAGGUCUUGUGGCGGCACUUUGCUUCCAUCAAAUGUUUGAAGGGAUGGGCCUCGGCGGUUGCAUUCUUCAGGCGGAGUACAAAGCGUUGAAGAAGUUUAUAAUGGUGUUCUUCUUCUCUGUAACAACGCCAUUUGGGAUCGCACUGGGAAUGGCUCUGUCGAGGACGUACAAAGAGAAUAGUCCGACGGCGUUGACCAUGGUGGGGCUGCUGAAUGCGUCGUCGGCUGGACUUUUGAUAUACAUGGCAUUGGUUGAUCUUCUUUCUGCAGAUUUCAUGGGUCCAAAGUUGCAGUCUAGUAUUAAGCUCCAACUGAAGUCUUACGUUGCAGUUCUUCUAGGUGCUGGUGGCAUGUCUCUCAUGGCCAAAUGGGCUUAA